Drosophila ananassae is the source of this 574-nucleotide messenger RNA. RefSeq names its product RNA-binding protein FUS. Lineage: Eukaryota; Metazoa; Arthropoda; Insecta; Diptera; Drosophilidae. The coding region runs from base 113 to 481 and encodes 122 amino acids. The transcript is spliced from 3 exons. The record is from RefSeq and is a predicted model, not a curated record.
AUUUCUGGUUUCGGACUGUAAAGAUCUCUAAAAACAAAAAACACAAAAACCAAAAAAAGUUUUUCUGGAAUCAAAAUUUUUAGUGAAAACUUUCGAUAAAAAAAAAAUUAUAAUGGAGUACGGUAAUGGUAUGCAAUUUGGUGGCUACGGCCAGGGCGGCGAGGGCUAUGAAAUGAACUAUGACCAGAUGGGCACCAGCCAGGGAUUCGGCCAACCUGCCGGUGGCUUUGGACAAGAGUCCAGGAACAUGCAAAGUGGCGCCGCUGCUCUCGGUGGCCCCGGAUAUCGUAGUCCUCUACGUUAUCAGAAGAUCAUGCGCGAAAUGAACUCUCGCAACGGGCUCUACUCCCCCAUGGACCAACAGCGUGGUGGAGGACAGGGAGAUUACUACAGCUCCUUGCCCGGAAUUGGUGGCGCCGAGGGCCAAAUAUAUCGUGGAAACCGUGGAAACGGCAGCAGCAACCAAAACUCUUACUUUUAGUCAAAGAUGUGCACUCACUAGAUAUUGAUAUUAUGGUUUAAAAUUGAAACGUGUUUGCCUAUAAAUAAACAUUAAAUAUUAUAUUUUUUUAAA